This is a messenger RNA of Phytophthora nicotianae INRA-310, 708 nucleotides long. RefSeq lists its product as hypothetical. NCBI's taxonomy places the organism in Eukaryota, Oomycota, Peronosporomycetes, Peronosporales, Peronosporaceae. The transcript is spliced from 2 exons. The coding region runs from base 1 to 708 and encodes 235 amino acids. The record is from RefSeq and is a predicted model, not a curated record.
AUGGCCAGCGUGCUGGAGGCUCAAAACCAGUUCCAACGUGUGUAUUUUACGCUGGAGUGGAUUGGGGGUGUUGAAUGGCAAGUUAAAGACGUGGUUCCGCCUUUUACGGAUACCUGUGACCAUACGAAGGAAAGUCAAAAUGUGUUUAUACCAGGCGAUACCGGAAGAUACCGGAUGAAAACCAAUUCUAACCAAUUCAUUUAUCUCAUGAUCCUGCAGCUAGCGUACAAGGAAGCAGUCACAGGAAUGGUGUUGGGUGAAAUCUGUAUCGGUCCAGAGUGGUGCAUGGGCGGGCUGCUAAUUGCUGGACUUUCGCAAUGGUUGCACAGCUCUUCUAUUAUUUCAGCGAUGUUGGCACUGCAGCAGAUGUACCCCAAGGUGGGAGUCAUUAACCCAAGCUACCACCACUUGGUGGGGCUGAAUACGAAGAAAAAAAAACGGCAGGAGUAUUUGGAGCGAUGGACCCCUAUAAUGAAUUCAUUAUCGCUGCCAUAUGCAUGGACACUGGUGUUGGACAAGCGUAAGAACGUGUGCUAUACGUUCGACGCUCUGCAGCUGAAGGAGAAUCUUGCAACUUUGAAGUCCAGCGUGCAGUUCGUGAUUCAGCCGAUACUAAGCUUAAAGGACCGGAUCACCUACAAAGAAGUUGACUGGUGUCAGCAGAAGGACAACAGCUUGUGCGGUGUUUGGUGUCUGACUGUGCGCUGA